AUGGGGGUAUGUUUGAAAAUGGGGGUUUAUAAAGGUGGUAAGGUCUGUUAUUUAGAUAACGUUGUUGAUGACUUUCUGUCAUUGCUGGAUUUAAGGAAGAUAGGGAAAGAGUUGGGGUAUACAAUAGAUGUUUCGAAAAUUGAGCAAACUAUGGAGAUUAGGUAUAGAAAGGUUGGAGAAAAGGAUGGUAACAUAUUGGAGCUUAUUACCUCUGAUGCUAAAGUAGUUGAAAUGGUUGGAUGCAUGCCAUGUAAUAGGGUUCUUGUCUUGUACUAUACAGAUUUGGAAAAUUCAAAUUGUAAUGGGCUUGGGAGUCAAGCAUCUGUUGCAUGGCCUAGUUUGGAUAGUGCAGACUAUAACUAUGAUGCAGAUGUAGAAAAUGAUGGGAAGGGUGUCACAUGGCACGCAUUCAGUGAACCAGGGGAUGCAGAUGCAGAUGUAGAAGUUGGAAAUGAAUGGGAAAAUGAGGCUGCAGCAACUGAGAAUGGAGAGGUUGGAAAUGAAGGGGAAAAUGAGGAAAAUGAUGCAGACUUUGUGGAUAGUGAUUAUGAAUUCAGUGAACAAGAGGAUGAGGUGCAUGUAGCUGAGAAUGUGGUAGUUGGGGGCCCAAAUGGUGAGCCCAAUGCAGGUGAGAACGUUGGGCCUACUGUUCAGCCCAAUGCAGGUGAGAAUGUUGAGCCUACUAUUAACCCCACUGCUGGUGAGAAUGUUGGGCCUACUGUUCAGCCCAAUGUAGGUGAGAAUGUUGAGCCUACUAUUGACCCCAAUGCUGGUGAGAAUGUUAGGCCUACUGUUCAGCCCCAUGGACAUGAGAAAGUUGGGGCUACUUAUGAAGCUCCAUGA
Prunus armeniaca (apricot) is the source of this 843-nucleotide messenger RNA. The record is from the annotation of a GenBank genome assembly. NCBI's taxonomy places the organism in Eukaryota, Viridiplantae, Streptophyta, Magnoliopsida, Rosales, Rosaceae.